AGUGUAAAGGGUUGUAAGUCACUGGCAAAAGUAAAUACCUAGUCGAGCGCGAUGGAAGACGUUUAAUAAGAAGCUGGGAAACACUUUUUAACCCCCUUUUUAAACUGUUCACGGUUCAACAUUUGCAUUAACCAGUCUCUGUGGGGAAGAACAUGACAUUCAGUGCUGCUCUCUGCGUGGACAUGUCACGUUAUUAGCUAACCUGGCCUAGCGACUCAGCCCCACAGCAUCUCCCCGGUUCAAACUCUGAGGCUACACGGAGUCAGAGAGCACGUUCAGUUUUACAUCUAUUAAGAGCCGCGUGUGAAUUAACGGGACGCUCACUCGUGCACCACAAACACAGACACUUUGUACCUGCUCUGGAUUUGAACAUCAAGGACGCCAGCGCUGCCAUCUUGAAGCACGUGACCGACGUCCGACGCGCGUGCGUCACAGGGAAGCACUCCUGAUGCCUUCACGCGCAUAGCAAGGGUCGAGAGACAAUGCGAGACAAGAAGAGAAAAUACCAUCCGCCAGCUUUUAAACGCAUGGGCAGCUACAGUGAUUCCACCAGUGACCUAGAGGAGGAGUUUCCCGUGUAUGACUUCCUCCAGCCUGGUCUCCACCGCAGCCAAGCCUCCCAGAGCUGCUCAGAGAAACCGGACCAAGUGCUCCUGGACAGCUCUGACACCGAGCAGGGGGAGCCCUUCUCCCCGGUGUCAGCACAGUGCAGCGAGGGCGCGGGCACGGGCACGGGCACGGGCACAGGAGUGGCUGAUGUGAUGCUGAUCAGCAGUGAAUCAGAUGAAGAGGACGCGUCCUACGUCCCCCUGGCGCAGAGACUCAAACAGAGACAAGAAAGUGUCGCUGAUGGCAGGGAUGCUGAGCCGUAUUCCCCGUGCGAUCGGGCCAGCCCAGAACUCUCAGGCCCAAAUGGCUUUUCAGAGUCUGUGCCCCUGCUUGGCUCCCAUCAGAGGAACAUGGAGGACAGAGGGACUCGGGGCUGCCCAGGGGAGCCUGCGCUCGCUCAGCGGUGGCCGCCUCAGAAACUUUCCUCCUGGGCAGGGAGUGCUAACAUGUCCCCUGCUAAGAGGAAUCCUGCCAAGCGGACUGCAGAGGAGAUCCAGGCCUCCAGGGAGGAGGCACUGAAGAGGAGGGAGGCCAGGGAGAGACAGCAGGGGGACAAGGAGGCGCUUAGGCUGGAACGAGAGAGACAGAAAGCAGAGAGAAAAGCCAUGGCGGAGGCAGCCAAAGCCCUGAGGCCAGAGGAGUGUAUCAAACAUAUGGUGGUUGUUGUGGAUCCAGCUCUCUUGCAACUGGAAGGAGGGGGCACUCUGUUGACGUCGCUGCAGGCUCUGGGUUGUAGCUGCGCCAUAGAGAAACAGCCCCUCCCACGCAGUGUCAGCUGGAUGAGGAGGUCUCCCUGCGUGCAGCAAGACGAUGUGGCGUGUGUGCCAGAGGCCCAUGUCGUGAUGCACAUGACAGUUGAUAACUUUAUCGCUCUGAUCCACAGCUACACGCAGGAGCUGAGGCACGGGAGGCCCAACGGUGAACCUACCCUGACGUCCUGGGUUCAGGAGCUGCAGAUUCGACAUCCUGACCGGAUCCUCAGCCUGGUGGUCAUUGAGCUGGAGAAAUACUUCAGAUCCCAGAAAUGUCAAAGCCAGAAGAAGCUGCGAGAGGCGGUGCUGGGGGACGAGCGUGGAGGAAAAGGAGCAGUAAAAAGGAAGAGGAAGAACGGUGGAGUUGAGGUGUUACCUGAGGUGUCCCGCGUUGAGGUGGAGGAGGCUUUGGUGCAUCUCCAGCUCCACACGGGGGUCUUGGUCCGCUUCUUGUCCACCUGGAAGGACUUCUCAGAUCACAUCAGCAUGACCACCAAAGCGGUUGCCGAGGCGCCUUUCAAACGAGAGAGGGACAAGACAGGUUUUUCUUUCUACCUGGAGAGUGACUGGGCGGGUGGGCAGCGGGUGGAGAGGAACGGGAAGGGACUGCUGCAGGUGUGGAAGAGGCAGAUCCAGCAGUUCAACAGAGUCAGUCCGGACAUGGCCUCGGCGAUCCUGGCAGCCUACCCCUCCCCACGGCUCCUCAGCCAGGCUUACCGUCAGUGCAAGACAGAGCGCGAGAAGGUCUCGCUGCUGUCAGACCUGCUGAUUCGCAGAGGCGAGGGCGUGACCUCCACUUCACGCCGGGUGGGUCCGGAGCUUUCCAAGCGCCUCUUCCUCAUGAUGAACGCCUCUGAUCCCGAGCAGACCCUGGACUCCGCCGCCUGACCUCAACACGACGUCUUUAUGUUGGAAAACGACUCACAAAACCUCAGCCUGUUGAAUGUUUCUGCUGCGGUUUUCAACUGUGCCAGUGCCUGUGUGAAUCAGUGAAUUUGAAGCUCCCAGGGUGCUACAUUCAUCUAUCAUUUCUUUUUUCUUCAUGUGUAUAUGUUUUAUUAAAAGCUUUAUGAAAAUUUUA
Molecule: messenger RNA, 2442 nt
Organism: Myripristis murdjan (pinecone soldierfish)
Lineage: Eukaryota; Metazoa; Chordata; Actinopteri; Holocentriformes; Holocentridae
Gene: eme1
Product: essential meiotic structure-specific endonuclease 1
Exons: 9
Coding region: 483-2249 (588 amino acids)
Biological process (GO): resolution of meiotic recombination intermediates; mitotic intra-S DNA damage checkpoint signaling; double-strand break repair
Cellular component (GO): Holliday junction resolvase complex; nucleus
Molecular function (GO): crossover junction DNA endonuclease activity; DNA binding
Source: RefSeq, a predicted model, not a curated record